CGGGGCGUGUCGCCACACCUGAGCUCUACCUGCCGCACAGAAAAUGAAGCGGUGGGAGCAGCUGUCAUCUGUCAAGUGCCAUCAGUGAAGUAUUCUCUGUUUACGCUCCACGAGUGUUAUCAUCGGACUUUAAUCAUACAAUUACCUUUGGGAAAGUUGCUUUGACUCCUUCAAAGACCAGCCGGACCUUCUCUGCCAUCGGUGACACAUCAGCCUGUGGAGAUGGCGAAGAAGAGUUCAUCCAGAAAAUCUCUGAAAAGUUUGUUCUCCAGGAGUGAAGCCAGCCUGGACAAAUCGGUGGAGAAGGAUGCGAGCAAAAACGGGGGAGAGAAGAAGAGGUUCAAGUUUUUAAAGUUGAAGACGAAGUCGAAGGGCGGCUCUGCCUCCGAGAAGUCAGCAAAUGAGGACCAGCAGGUGUCCAGUGCUGCAGAGCCUAAUAACACUGCAGAGGAUGGAGACGCCUGUGCUGGAAACGUCUCGGACAAGAAGAGGUCUUUUCUCUAUGCCACUGCACCCAGGUCAAAGGGCAAAGAAUUCAGCUACUCAGAGUUGGAUCUCCGUAAGCCCAAAAGGUUUGCUACCUUUUCCCUUGGUCUUAGAAAGAAAAAGAGGAAGGAUGACCAGGAUAUCUCUAAGAGUACUUUUGGCCUUCAUAGCCCGGGCAUUGAAGAGCAAGAAGAGAAUCCUCUGGACCUCAGUCAGAUGGAGCUGGAUCAGGGCAACACAAAGACAAUGUUCAGCAUGUCUCAACCGGAGCUUGAAACCAGCAAUUCAUUUGACAUCCCCUCUCCUCCCCCUGUGGCGACAAACCAGUUAGAAUCCAAUUUCCCUCUGCUCAAACAAUGGCAGUCAUCUGUCACUAUAAACACACAACCAGAGUCCCAGAACCCUCUGACAAACAGCUCCGACCUUCUUGAUGUGCAUCAGGAAACACAAAGAGCACCUAUUGCUACCAUCCCCGAGCUGAAGCUGGAUGAUCCAGGUUCACCAGAGGAGAAAGAGAACAUUCCUGUUCAUGAUAACUCAUCCAAAAGUGAUUCUGAUUCAUCCGCACCCAUAAAUCAUACAGACACCACCUCUGCUGUUAAUACUCAGACUACACCUAGCAUUCCAGCGAGCCGGCCUGCGGUGAUGCUCGACACCUCAGAUCACAAAGUAGCAGUUGUCGACUCAGUCUGUGCAAGUAAAAGCCUGGGUGAUAAUGAUGUUCCCCAGCAGUCUAACACAAAAACAGAGAUCUCUAUUACUGAAUCCACCAGUGUUACAUUAUCACACCAUCAACCUGAAGCAUCCGACACAGCUGACAGUCCAACUCCAAGUGGUGAAGCCUCCCUGGCGAAUGUUGACUCCACUAUUACAGAGUCAGUCCCUGCUCCUCGCGCAGAUAACUCUGCUCUCAUUGCAGACUCUGCUACUGUCCAUCAUGAAGUCUCAGUUUCUUGCACUGAGAGGUCUAUCCCUGAAAUUGCCAGGAGUGCCACCACAACCUUGGCUGUUAGUGGUGAAAGGCACUUUCCUCCUGUCAAUCAAGAGGCAAUUUAUGAAGCUUUGUAUGACUCACUAAUCCCCAAGAGUUUUGGCUCUGAGAUAAUGUCUUCCCUCUCAACCCCUUCCUCUCAAGUUCAUACUGAGAUAAUAAGACAUGCUAAUGUCAAAUCAGAACCUGUCAUGGUUAAAACCCUUAAUGAGUGUCACACAGAAACUAGUGUUAUAUACUCCCGUCUGUCAACUUCACAUGACUCUGCUGCUCGCGGAAUAGAUGAUGCUGCAGGCAGUUCUACUAACAUAAACUUCAGUGAAAGAAAGGUAAUUUCUUCGAGUGAGGGCUCCGGCAUGGUUAACGUUUCUACAAGAGACCCAGACAGAACUUCCUCUGUCAAUUCAUAUUCUGAACUGGUUGGUCAAGACACUGAUAAGAUUCCUUAUUCGGAGCCGAUGCGCUCCCAUUCAGGGAUGAAAUCAGACAGCCCUAGCCUUGUUGAAGACACUGUCGGGUCUGUGGCUCAAAACCCUGCCCCUCCCGUUUCUCACUGUGUAACAUCCCAGGGGACAGAUACUCAGGUUACAGGCUCCAAACAGAGAGGGAUCCUAGUUAAAGAGUUAGUCACCGACGGGACGAGCGCUGAUUCCGGCUGUCCCUCUCCUGUACCUGAUAAAAUGACUGCAGUGAAGGAUCUUGAGAUGAAAAUCGAAACGACAGAAAAGGAGAAUUUUUCUGCUCCUUCAGGACAGGUGGGGGAGUGUGAAGUGCCAAUUAGCCCUGCAUAUCUGAGCGUAGGAUCAGAUGAUGGCAGUGCCAUGGAGGUCUUUUACAGCGCUGAAGAGGAUAAUGCGGAGGAGAGUGGGGGUGAAGAGAUGUACACGGUGGACAAAGGAGAAGAAAUGUGUGUGGUUGACGGACUGAAAGACAUGGAGGAGCUUCCACAGCAGGAGGAGAUUACAGAAAGAGGAAUAAACAACAGAGAUGAGGGAGAUUUCAGGCUGUUAAUUGUUGAAAUGGAGCACGAGGGAGGUAAAAUGGGCAAUGAAGAAAAAGAAGAACACCUUGACAGCCAAAAUGAAACAGAGCAACUACUAAGAGGUCAGAGGGCAGAAGCUAAAGUGCCGGAAACUGAAAUGUCUGAGUUUCUCGAAGGCAGUGAUGGAAGAAGUCAGGAGACUGAAGUAGCAGACAAAGUAUUGCCACAGAUGAGAGAGGAGGGGGAGAAGGAGAGAAAGGAGGAGUUACUGGCCACACCGGUUCAGCAGGUGAACACACUGAUGGUAUGCGAGUUUGCUCCACCCUCCAGUAAGCCAGAUGGGCAGGGGGAGGGGUCAGAGGGAAACUGGACCGCGGACAUGGAAACACAAGACCACCCUAAUGAGGAGAAGCAACUCCCAAACCAGGACAUACAAUAUCUGGACAACAAAGACAGCAGGAGUUCUGAACUUGUACAUGCUCCAUCCAGCAACACAAGAGAGGAAAGCAUGAUCACACCCAAAGUUAGAGAUGCAGAAGAGCAAGUUUCACUGACUGCAGAGGCAGGCAGGGGAGGAGAGGAGAGCAAAGAAGGCGCAGACAUCACAAAAAGUGCAGUCACAGAUACUUCUGUUGUAACAGAGGUUGUCACGGGCACUUUGACACACUGCAUCGAGCAGCAAUCAGAUGCCACAGAGUUUGAACACAAUAGGGCUGUACAGAGUAAUGAGUGGGUGGAUACAAUUACUCAGGGGACAAACAUAAACAGGACGGUGCUAGAACAAGUGGCAGUCUCAAACACAGACACACACGGUCCUGGUACCAAAGCUGCCGAGGCUCUCUCAGAGAGGCAGGAGCAUCUGCCAGAAGCCCAAGCUGAUCUGAAUCAGGGGUCCCUGACAGCAGCUUCAGAAGUCUUUGCUUCAGAAAGUCAGCAGACAGAAGUUGACCAGGAAUCAGCUGAUAAAAUGUAUUCAGGCUUCAGCAGGCUGAGCACCUCCCUCUUCAUGAGGAACUCAUCUCCCCUUAAAGAGGAUGAUUCCAAAAAUCGUUUCCAUAAGGUAUCUCUGGUCAAUGAGGUCGAUACCACUGAGGUCAACCAGGAUAUUGUGGACUUUAGCAGAACAAGCACCACUGUGACUGAGUCAAAUGAGUCAGAUCUUGGCUCAGAGUAUAGAUGGAGAAAUAAAUUUGAGGGGGUUUCUCAAUAUAAACCAUACAGACCAGAAGAGUCUUCUUUUUCUGACUCUCUGAGUUACAAAAUUCCUGACACCAACAUCAGUGCCUCCUCCUUUUCCUCCUCCUCUGAUGUCCUCGAGGCUAUAGCAUACAAACCCCACAGCAGUGUCUCUUCCACCUCCUCUUCCCCCUCUCCAGAGGAACAUAUAAUCCUUGGCAACAGGCUGAGUGACAGGACUGUUUAUCUGAGCCGUGAGAGUGAGCCAGUGGGAGAACCAAAAGAUGAGUGUAGGAGGAGCUUUGUGGAGCAGGAGGAGCCUGCUGCACCUGCAGGUGAAAGAGAGGGACAGAGAGAGGGAGAGGCAGAGUCAGAGAGGAUAAAGUCACGUUGGGACUCACACCAGCUCCCUGUGUCUGGCUUCCCCUCGGUGCAUCAAACCAGCCGUGACACCACCGAGGACGACGAAUCAUCCCAUUUUACUGGAGUGUUCAAGGCCAUGCGCGUGGAGCUGGUCUCUGACCCUGCAGCUCCUCUUUCCACUCCCCCUGCCUCCCCUAACAUAGACUCCCCCCAUCAGUUGGACAUGGAGAGCCUGGUGGAUACCCUGAAGAACAUGGGACCUUCCCAGAGGCCAAGGGGCAUGGGCCUGCGUGGGCCUCCCCAAGUCCUCCACUCCUCCCUGCCACCCAUCGAUGAGGAUGUUCCAAGUUCCUCUAACAUCCAUACAUCCCCCACCAGUCUCACAAAUGAGAUGGGAGCAACAGGCAUCCCCAACAAGUCCCUCAACGGACUUUACACUCUGCCUGCUGACCUGGGGCUGAAGAGGAGCACUAGCAGAGACACACGGUCACCACUGGAACUGAUGAAGCAGAACCAGGAGCAGCAGCCUGGAGCAAGAGGCCUGACUUUGCCCCUCAGAGCAUCUGCUACCAACAGUGUUGUAAUGAGAAAAUCCUCAGACUCUUCUCCUGAGGACUUAAAAUCCCCAAUGCUUAAUGGAAACGGAAUACUUCAGUCGCCCGGUCCAAGCUCCCGUCUGGACAACAGUUCCAUCUUUGGAAGCUACAGGUCACCAUCCAAAGAUCAGACGCUGGAAAAUGGAAUGGCCCCUCGCUCACUCUUCCGUACGGGCUCACUACCAGAAACGGGGCUUUCAAACGAUCGUAUGAGCAUGGGACGGAAGGAGCUCAGUGAACUCGGCACUGGGUCGGACUCAGCAGGGUCCCGCUUUGAGCGCUUCUCCUUCCUUUUGAACUCCUCGUCCUCCGCGUCAGGCUCCUCGAACGGGGCCGAGGACCCCAGUGCUCGUAUGAGUUGGCCUCCAUCACUAAGCAUCAGCUCGCCACCCUCCAGCAAGAGUUCCACCAGCUCCAUAGACUUCCAUAGACCAUUCACCACCACAGACUCCUCCUCCUUAUCCAUGUUUGGCCAGACACAGGGGAUGGGGAUUCUGCAGAGAAGCCUCAGUAAUGAUGGCACUGUGGGCGUCCAGCAGACUUCACUGUUCAGCAGCUUGCAUGGAGGGUCUCAGCUCCAGAGCAAAGAACCUGAGCCUGAGAGGAAUUUAGCGUCUAAAUACAGAGCCUUCCCUGACGCCUAUCUCACCAAAGAGAAGGAACAUGGGAAGCUCAAUCCUCGUCCUGGAAAGAUGUAUAUUUUUGACCGGCCGGGGAUGUGCGGCAAGAGGAUUGAGGUGCGCAGUGAUGUUGUCGAUGCCACGCCGUGGGAGCUGCAGGAAACCAUCUCCAUCAGGGUGAUCAGAGGAGGAUGGGUGCUGUAUGAGAAGCCCAACUUCAAAGGGGAAAAGGUCGCCCUAGACGAGGGAGACAUAGAGCUCACCUGCCCCUUCAGGUCUCCAGAGGAGCAGCAGCAGAAUGAACAGAAGAAGGAUGAGCAGAAUGGAGAAACAAGCGAUGGUCAGACAAAGACCAAGCCACCCAAGAGGUUCAUCAUCGGAUCUCUUCGAAGAGCCGUCAGGGACUACAGCGUCCCAGAUAUCAGUCUUUUCCCAGAGGAGAAUGCAGAGGGCAAGAAGGUCAUCUUCAGAGAUACAUCCGAAGAUGCCAGGAUCUUUGGCUUCCCCAUCAAGGCUAACUCCAUCAUCAUCAAUGCUGGAUUAUGGCUUGUAUUCGCACAGCCCUUCUUCCAGGGUGUACCACGUGUCCUUGAGGUGGGGGGGUACACCAACCCUGCAGCCUGGGGAGUGGAACAGCCCUAUGUGGGAUCAUUGCAUCCCCUUAAAAUAGGUGAACCAAGAGUGGAAAAUAUGAGCGAACCCAAGAUUGUGAUCUACGACAAGCCGUACUUCACUGGGAAAUCGAGGACCAUCACCACUAACAUGAAAGACUUCAUGACACGAACAGACAGGCAGCAGACCGCUUUUAUGUACAAUGUCAGCUCCCUUAAAGUACUCGGAGGAAUCUGGGUGGGCUACGAGAAGGAGGGCUUCAGAGGCCACCAGUACCUGCUGGAGGAGGGAGAGUACCAUGACUGGAGGGUAUGGGGAGGCUGUGAUGCUGAGCUGCGUUCUGUUAGGGUGAUACGUGCGGACCUGACAGACCCCUUGAUGGUGAUGUUUGAGCAGCUGGAGGAAGAGGACGAGGGCGCGCAGGAGGAGAACACCUUUGAGGUGACAGAGGCCAUACCUGAUGUUGAGGUGUUUGGAUACAAAACCUCCACCCGCUCCAUCCACGUACUCAGUGGGGCAUGGAUUGCCUACUCCCAUGUGGACUUCUCUGGUAACCAGUAUAUCUUAGAGAAAGGUUUCUAUAAUAACUCUGCUGACUGGGGCUCUCAGGAUACUCGCAUCUGCUCAGUGCAGCCAAUUCUUCUGGCUGCAAGUGACAGUUCAAAGGCCAGGAAUGAGAUAAUAUUGUACUCUGAGCCAGACUUCCAAGGCGAGUGUCACAUCUUUGACUGCAACCAGGAAGCAGUGUCGGAUAAAUUUCCGAGCAAGUCCUGCCGAGUGGUAGGAGGAAGCUGGGUGCUCUAUGAGGACAAACAAUACUCUGGGAACUUGUAUGUCUUAUCAGAAGGAGACUACCCCAACUUAACCAGCAUGGGCUGCCCCCCUGGUUGCACCAUCCGUUCUGUCAAAGUCGUGCCAAUAAUGUUCUCGGUUCCCUCCAUCUCUCUGUUUGGUUUGGAGUGUCUGGAGGGCAGGGAGAUCACCACAGACGUAGAGAUCUACAGCAUGGUGGAAGAGGGCUUCAACAACCACAUCCUCUCUGUCAGAGUCAACAGCGGCUGUUGGGUUGUGUGUGAACACAGCAACUACAGGGGGCGCCAAUUCCUGCUGGAACCAAUUGAAAUCACCAACUGGCCAAAGUUUAGCUCCCUAGAAACUAUUGGCUCCAUUUAUCCAGUCAGACAGAAGCGCCACUUUUUCCGCAUCAAGAACAAGGAGAGAGGCCACUUCAUGUCCAUCCAGGGCGGCGUGGAGGAGAUGAAAUCAGGACGAGUGGUGGUGACACCAGAGGUGGAGCCCAUGAGUGACAUCUGGUUCUACCAGGACGGAUUAAUCAAGAACAAGAUGUCACCAACCAUGAACCUUCAGGUGAUGGGCAACAUAGAGCCGGGAGCCAAGUUGGUUUUAUGGACAGAGACCCGCCAGCCUAUCCAGACCUGGACAGCCCAGAUCAGUGGCCUGAUUGUCAGCCUUACCUUCCCUGGCAUGGUCCUGGAUAUCAAAGGUGGUAAAACUUAUGACAAAGACCAUGUGGUGAUUAUGCCGGAGAGUGAUGAGAGGCCAAGCCAACAGUGGGAGAUAGAGCUGCUGUAACCUGCUGUCAUGUUCCUGUUUUCUCAGCUUUCUUAAACAGUGCAUCAGCAGUGCUACCUUUUACAAUCCCCUGAAUAUAUUACCUGAAUAUUCUGGCAACCAAUACUGCCACUGCCUUAUCAUGUAAUUCAUGUGAAUGCCCAUAAUUCCUUUUCUGAACAUAUAGAUAUGAACAUUGCAACAUUAAGAAUGCAAAUACAAGCCCUGGGCAGCUGCUAGUUUCACCAAGCCAAUCAGUACACACCCAACUGGACUUGGAUUAUCUUCAAGGUUUGUUCAGCAGAGUGUUUGAGAGCGGAGUCAUGAAAAUAACUCUGCUUUCUCCGAGUCAGAUGAUGGUUUUCUGUGUGCAAGGACUACAGAAUGGCUAACUGACAGUGCCUUGACCUGUUGCAGUGACUGGAUUCAUCCAAUGAGUUAAAAAAAGAUUUUUUAUACAUAUAUAUAUAUAUAUAUUUGAUUUUUUUUGAGUUUUGAAGAUUUACUGAUCUACUGUAUACAAAGUCAUUCACAUUUGUAUGGUUUGACCUUGACCUUUUAACUAAUGUUACCCUACCAUACCAAUUUGAGUAUUCAAACUAGAAUCUCCCUGUUUGUAUGACUCCAUGCUCAUACAAAUUCUCUGGCUGUAGAAGCCCUUGUAGUUGCAAGUUUAUACCUUUGUUUACAAUGGAGCAAACUGAGUUGUAAUUGCUUCUGGAUGACUUCCCUCAUUUUCCUGGAGUGAACACCAAGUGGCUUAAGACAGUUAGUGGAUGAGUGAAGCCAAAAGAAUGCACAGUAUGCAAAAAAAAUGUAUAUUAUGCCUUUUAAACUAUUUUUAUAUAUACUGUGUGUGUUAAUGUUUGUUUUGUGGGAUAUGUUGCAGUUAUAGUAUGUAUGCAGUAUACUGUAUGUCGUUGCAUUGUGCAGUGCAAUGAACUGGGAUGUGUAUGUCCAGUUUCUGUCUGUCUGUCUGUUUCUUGUUUUGUUUUUUUUCAUUGUUAAAAGUCAAUUAGUUACGUGAAGAUAUAUGUUACUUACUUCAGCUGUAUGGUAUUAUUUGAUACUAAAGAUAUAAUGUCAAAUGUUAUGUAAGA
Molecule: messenger RNA, 8498 nt
Organism: Thunnus maccoyii (southern bluefin tuna)
Lineage: Eukaryota; Metazoa; Chordata; Actinopteri; Scombriformes; Scombridae
Gene: crybg2
Product: crystallin beta-gamma domain containing 2
Exons: 24
Coding region: 223-7419 (2398 amino acids)
Source: RefSeq, a predicted model, not a curated record